This is a messenger RNA of Exophiala mesophila, 1699 nucleotides long. RefSeq lists its product as uncharacterized. Gene Ontology annotation, biological process: transcription elongation by RNA polymerase II. The coding region runs from base 201 to 1289 and encodes 362 amino acids. The record is from RefSeq and is a predicted model, not a curated record. Gene Ontology annotation, cellular component: nucleus; elongin complex. The transcript has 2 exons. NCBI's taxonomy places the organism in Eukaryota, Fungi, Ascomycota, Eurotiomycetes, Chaetothyriales, Herpotrichiellaceae.
CGGGUACUUCGUUUUGUUGGCACCGCUUGCACCGCUUAACCAGGGACAAAGCAAUUAUAGACAGAGCCUUAACGACACUCGAGAGAUACUGGAGCUGACACGUUUCUGACCUUCUGUUCGUUUGGCUCGACUCGUUCUUGCCACUUAUGAAACCCAAUACAUGACUGGCUUCACCUUGUCAAGUCGAGCCCUAUGCCACCAUGCGUCAAGGAGCGGACAGUCUGUUCGAGAUGGCAAGGCGAGCCUGUGGAAGAUAUAGCGCUCGCAUUACAGAUAUUGGAGACCUAGACUACGACUUGAUCCGUCCAGUCCUUCUAAAAAUUGAGAGCCCGGAGAAAUUGCACCAAAUCGAACAAGCAUCUCCGCAGAUCAUUGGCCGUGACUCCGAAAUAUGGCUGUCAUUCAUCAAGCGAGACAUUCCGGACUGGGAGCAGAAGCCGCAUCGACCAUCCGACCCUAAGAAUUGGUAUAAAGUGUACCGAAAGUUGAAGAAAGAGGCCCAAGAAUCUUCUACGGCAGAUGAAGCCAUGCUUAAAGCCGCAUUAGCAACCAUCAGCAAGCAAAAGGAGCAGAAUGUCACGCAAAUGACCACACGAACUACUCCGGCGCAGGGUCCUAGUCGAAGGGCGAGAGUCUACCACAACUACGUCAGCGGUCGGACGGGCAGUAAAGGGGCUAACAAGAUGACUCUGAUGGAAAAGAUCAGGAAGGAAGCCAGAGGCGCCGGCUCGAGUCAAAUGAGCCGGCCGAUGCAUGAACUACAAAAGCGAGCUACCAUGGUGACCAAGGCGCCUACACAGUUUGUCGAAGAUCUGAAAAGGCGGCCUUCGACAUCCACAACACAAUUCUCAUCUCCACCUAAGCUCUCCGCGUCAUUGUCAGCCUCGCGACCAACGUCCAGGCCGCCUUUACAUGCUCCCAGACCUGGUCGACCUCCCCCUGACACUGAUUAUCAUCUCACGAGUGACCGCGAAGCGAGGUUAAAGGCAUUAAAGUCCGGCAAAGAACCAGUGACGAGCUCCGCGCCGGCCAAUGUUCAAUUUACGGCCGAUUUUCUGGAAGAUUCGGAUCUGGACGACCAGCAGGACCAUCGUCAACCAACACGAGCUACGUCUACCCCGAAAUCGACACUACUCAGCGCCAUCGAUCACCUCGACCGUCCGCCAAGGAUAUCAAGUCCGAUGAAAGUCAAACCACAGCCUGUGACAACUUUGAAGCGCAAGCAGACUUCUUCCAUGUUCAUUCAGCCAGUGAAGAGGAUUGCUAGAGAUGCGGGAGGUCCGUCAUGAAAGAAGAAUUGUUGGACAUUUGCGGGAUGAGGUACCUGGGUUGGAUAAACAUUUUGAUUUUUUUUGAGCGGGGAGUUUGUGAUGGAUGGAUGACCUCAUUUUUUACUUGGUAUGGAGUUUAUGAUGCAUUUAUUGGUAUUGAGAACGUUGGGAAGGAAGGAAUUGAAGAUAUCUGGCGGCGCUUUCAGACUCCCAGAGCACAAUGGCUGCAUACAGUCGGUUUAGUUGUUGGCUUGUCUGGGAUUUUGCGUCAACUAUGUGGAGAAAUUCUAGAGAGAGAGAAAGGGACAGAAAGGUCUCUGUUGAUCCGGGACAAUCUCUAAUCAUCUGGCGCCGUCGAAUCGACCCACGUUGAUGUUGAUGCAUGAAACUAUGUGGUCCUCUCAAGACCAUCCAUUGCGCAUGCGUUC